Esox lucius (northern pike) is the source of this 3721-nucleotide messenger RNA. It is a transcript of the gene wdfy1, whose product is annotated as WD repeat and FYVE domain containing 1. The transcript has 12 exons. Gene Ontology annotation, molecular function: protein binding; metal ion binding. The record is from RefSeq and is a predicted model, not a curated record. The coding region runs from base 69 to 1301 and encodes 410 amino acids. Lineage: Eukaryota; Metazoa; Chordata; Actinopteri; Esociformes; Esocidae.
CGGUAAUCCUCCUCAACCUCUUUGGCUGUCAGCUGAUUGUCGAGUCCAGAGAAAAAGAAAACAUAGCCAUGGCGGCAGAGAUCCAUUCGAGGCCACAAAGCUCAAGACCAGUCCUUUUAAAUAAAAUUGAAGGACACUCAGAUGCGGUCAAUUCUGCAGUGUUGAUACCUAAAGAAGAUGGCGUGAUCACUGUUAGCGAGGACAGAACUAUCCGGGUAUGGCUGAAGAGAGACAGUGGUCAGUACUGGCCCAGCAUCUACCACACAGUUUCCUCACCAUGCUCCUGUAUGUCAUACCACCAUGAUAGCCGACGCAUUUUCAUAGGGCAGGACAACGGGGCCAUUGUGGAAUUUCUGAUGUCUGAGGAUUUCAACAAGAUGAACCAUGUGAAGACCUACCCUGCUCAUCAGAACCGCGUGUCAGACAUGGUGUUUUCUCAGGAGAGCCAGUGGGUGGUGAGCACUGGACACGACAAGAGCGUGAGCUGGAUGUGCACCCAGAGUGGCAGUAUGCUGGGACGCCACUACUUUGGCUCCUGGGCCUCGUGUCUACAGUAUGACAACGACACACAACAUGCCUUUGUUGGGGACUAUUCUGGGCAGAUCACCCUGCUGAAACUGGAGAGAAACACCUACUCCACCAUCACUACACUGAAGGGACAUGAAGGUAGUAUUGGAGCUCUGUGGUGGGAUCCUGUUCAGAGGCUGUUAUUUUCAGGAGCAUCAGACCACAGUGUCAUAAUGUGGGACAUCGGCGGUCGCAAAGGACGCACUUUAUUACUCCAGGGACACCAUGACCGGGUCCAGGCCGUGCGCUACUUACAGCUGAAUAGACAGCUGGUGUCCUGUUCUGCAGACGGGGGCAUCACAGUCUGGAACAUGGACACGCCCAGAGAAGAGGCUCCACAGUGGUUGGACAGUGACUCUUGUCAGAAGUGUGAGCAGCCUUUCUUCUGGAACAUCAAACAGAUGUGGGACUCAAAAACCAUUGGUCUUCGGCAGCACCACUGCAGGAAAUGUGGAAUGGCAGUUUGUGGGAAGUGUAGUUCCAAGCGAACUACAUACCCAGUGAUGGGCUUUGAGUUCCAGGUACGCGUGUGUGACACCUGCUACGACACCGUCAAGGAGGAGGAUCGUACUCCGUUAGCGACGUUCCAUGAGGGGAAGCACAACAUAGCCUUUAUGGACAUGGACCCGUCCAGAGGUCUGAUGGUGACCUGUGGGAGUGACCGAAUUGUGAAGAUCUGGGACAUGACGCAAGUAGUUGGCUGUAGCAUAGCAACAGGCUUCACCCCACGCUGAUUGGCCCACCCCUUUCUUUCCCCCAAACUCUCCCCGGCUCUACUGACAAGAGUCUGUCCGUCUAUGUCCUGGAGACUGUCGUCAUGGCAACUCUUGUCUCCUCAUCCAUCUGGCUUCUUUUGUCUGCCUGACUGCUCCUAUGCUCUCUACUUCCUUUGGAGGAAGGUGUCUGUGUUGUAUAAAUGGGUUGAUACAAGUGUUGGUAACCGUUCAUGCAUUUAGCAUUUUUGGUGAGAAAGUAUAGUGUCAUUUGUCUCAGGUCUAACUUCCAGUGUGUACUUUUUCAGCAGUGCUCCAAGCACAAUUUUGUGGACGUGCGUGUAUCUGUGUGUGGAAGGAGCAGUGUUAGUGUUUACCUAUCUUACACUAUUGUCUGGUUCCAUUGCGAAAGUGGGUCAGCGCUAAUCUGUCGUCUUGCACUGUAACAUUGGACUGCUAACACCCCUAAUCCACAGGCGACGGCCCAUGGACAGUCAGAGGGCUCUUUCCUCUUGGCUGCUUACCUCCCACCUUGUGAGAUUUUGAAUAGCGUAAAUGAACCACGGAAACAUAGCUUUUAUAUGUCCAUAUUCAUAGUGUGUAGGAGAUGUAGUGUGCUUAAUGCUAUAAAUCCCUCACCAAUCAAAGGAGGGCGUUUUCUCUCUAGUCGUUUUCUUUCUAUCUGUUGUUCUCUAUUCACUAGUUGGCCUUAAACUCACCUGCUGGUCUCAGGAUGAGUUGAUGAAAGGGUAUCCCGUCUGUCUUUGCCAGGUAGACCAAUCACCUCGGCAAACCCAGCCAAGCCGUAACCACAGCUGUGACCACACAGAGCUUGUCCAACUCCACCUCAGAGAUACCCAAAACAUAGUAUUUCCUCAAAUUUCCUAAAUGUACAAAUAUCACCUCUAGUUCUGAUGAGCCCAUAACACCUAAUAUUUUGUUGCCUUCGAGAUAAAUUAAGAUGCAUUCGCAUAUAAAACAGGGUGAGGUUUUGUACAUGUUCAGAUUAUUUUCUUUGGCUUAUGGCCUUUUUAGACAGGUACUGAAAUGGUGUUGUAUAUAAUAGUCAAUGUAGCACUAUGGUUUCCAUGCACGCUAGUGUUUUACGCUGUUCAAUCUCUUACUGUGGGAUUGUGGGUAAAAACAGAGGCUGCCUUUUGUUCCCUCUGUGGCCUUAAGAGAGAGGCACCAUGCCUUCUAAAACCUUCAAAACACUCGGCACUGCUCUCGCAUGAACACAUCAACACUAUGCUCCGUCUUAUCUCUUAACUUUCCACUACACGUUUUUUGAUUGCGUUCAACACUAUUGACUUGCUUCUACUUUUUCCGUGUCGUUCUCCUGUUCUGUUGUGCCCAGCGCCCCCAUAUGUUUCUCCACUGCACUGAAAUGCUCAAGUGGUGGCGUAGAGAGAUGUGUAUACAGUCAUUAUUUUACUUUCCAUUUUGAUUCUUGGAAUUUGCGUUGUUACGGCUCGCGGACUUACAACUUGUAAAUAUUUGUCUAAUUUGUGGUAGGUUCAACUAACACUUGCCUUACGUAAGGUAAAACUGAACAUAAUGUGGGAGUUCCCAACUUUGAAAUGUAGUCUCAUUCUAGUUUGAUCAUCUAGUAUGUAAUAUUUAUAUUUGUAGCUGUGUUUCUGCUUGUUUACUUUUUUUUAUUUUAAUUUGAUGGAUCAUGGGGGUGUUGCAGAAACAGGAUGCUGAUGUCACUGAGAAAUGUCAGUGUGCUUCUGCUGAAAUACACAAACACUUGUCAGAGAGGUGAAGGUGAAAGGCACAGAUGUUAUGAGAAGUUGAUGUCACAAAGAGACAUGGUGAGGUCACAUACAGUACAGUCCUCAUAGAUGUGUAGAGUUCUUGGGAAACACCUUUGCUACUGUACAAUCAGGACUUUUUAGUCCUUUACUGCUUUUGUGAGAUCAAAAGAGAGCCCUGGUGCUCUGUAAACACUACAUCCCUAACUAACUUUUUGAGUAGUGGAUACCUGGAACAGAUUUCAGAGUGCUUUCUGCUCCCAUGAUUUCCACUGAGUGACCAGGAUCACAGAGAAGUCUCUUGGUGUGUAUGCUUGUUAUUACGUAGAAGUCUAAUGGGUCCUAUCCCACCGGAAAUCAUUUCUAUACUUUUUGCAUUAUUUGUGUUUACGUUUUAUUAGUGAUCUCUGGUUCUUUUUGUUAUACGGCAGUUAUGUGUGGAAUUUCACUAAACCUCGUGCAUAUUUUCACACAGCUAUGACAUAGAUCAAUUAACCUUUGUUUUAUCACAUCAUACUGCUUGUAAAAGAAUAUUGCCGUUCCAAUGUUGUUGUAUAUCUCUAAUAAUUGUAUUUUUAAAGAAAAUGUUGUUAAUAAUAUUGACAGUACUGACUUUAGUCUUCCUGUGGCACUCUGGACACAGGGAGGAAAGAAAUAAAAGCUUAAUAAAGAUGUUCAUUCUGA